AUGCAGAGGUCAACUAAACUCACUGAUGAACAAGAGUUUUCAAUCAUGGUUAAUGCUUUAACCAAUGUGAUUACAGGUACUACUACCCAUACUUCUCCUGUCAUGGAUGUCAGUGCCAGUGCCGCAAUUUCAUUACCUUGUACGAGCAUGUCCUAUUCUAUUGAGCCGCCUCUGUUUCAUGUACCAGCAGAACAAGAGCGUUGUCAAUUCUGCAAAAUAAAUGGUUGUUUAGGUUGCAAUUAUUUUGCAACCUCAUCAGCUGGUAACAACAACAAGGCUUUAAAGAUUGUUGCGAAGAAGAAAAAGAAGAAUUACAGAGGAGUGAGACAGAGACCAUGGGGAAAAUGGGCUGCGGAAAUUAGAGAUCCAAGAAGGGCAGCCAGAGUAUGGCUUGGAACAUUUACUACAGCAGAGGAUGCAGCUAGAGCUUAUGACAGAGCAGCUAUUGAAUUUAGAGGUCCAAGAGCUAAGCUUAAUUUCUCAUUUUCAGAUUACACAUCAAUUCAACAACACAGUAAUAAUACUACUACUACACCCCUGCAAGUGCAACAACAAUCACCGCCCUCGCAGUUACAACAGGGAAUGAACACAGAAGAAGAACAGUUCUGGGAUGAAUUGAUGAAUUCAGACAAUGAAAUUCAACAUUACUUUAAUAGAGAAUCAUCUGAUUCUGCUAAUGCCUAUAUUGCUCAUAGCUUCUGAUCAUUUCCU
Molecule: messenger RNA, 711 nt
Organism: Solanum verrucosum
Lineage: Eukaryota; Viridiplantae; Streptophyta; Magnoliopsida; Solanales; Solanaceae
Product: ethylene-responsive transcription factor ERF109-like
Exons: 1
Coding region: 1-702 (233 amino acids)
Biological process (GO): ethylene-activated signaling pathway; regulation of DNA-templated transcription
Molecular function (GO): DNA-binding transcription factor activity; DNA binding
Source: RefSeq, a predicted model, not a curated record